Molecule: messenger RNA, 4440 nt
Organism: Syzygium oleosum
Lineage: Eukaryota; Viridiplantae; Streptophyta; Magnoliopsida; Myrtales; Myrtaceae
Product: pentatricopeptide repeat-containing protein At4g31850, chloroplastic
Exons: 3
Coding region: 306-3623 (1105 amino acids)
Molecular function (GO): protein binding
Source: RefSeq, a predicted model, not a curated record
ACCCCCCUAAUCUCUCUCAUCUCUCAUGGACGAGCCCGUGAGGUGAGGACGACGAAAGAAGAGAGACUUCUCUGAUGACCCUUCUCCAUUACCAGAUAAGCAAGCUCUCUCUCUCUCUCUCUCUCUCUCUCUCUCCCUCUCCCUGAAUGGAAUGUCGUGGCUUCACGUACUGUGUGCGUUCUUGCGGUGCUUUCUUUCGUAGCGAGCGGUGGUUCGACCAACUUGGGUCGCGCAGAAACGCCCCUUGACUCUGGUAUCGUCUGCUGUACAUAGCCACCGGGUCUUGUUAUCUUCCUUCUCACCCCAUGGCUGUUUUGACAAUCUGCCCUUCUGCUUCUUGUUGUGUGAGUAUUGGUUUCGGCCCAGCUGUGUCCGACUAUAAUUUACUUCCAUUGAGGAGUACAUUUGGGGAUUUGAAAGCUCCCAAACGCUGGUCUAUUGGAAAGUCGAAUGGGAACGGUAUAAAACGAGCUGGGUUCCGUUUGUUUGUGGUUAAUUGUUCGAAAGACGGGGUUUUUCCGAAGGUGCGGCGAAGAGGGUCCUUGUGUCCUGAAGAAGUUCUUGAUGUUCUGAAGAUGAGUUCGAGCCCCGAACAGGCUUUUGCAUACUUCAAUUCGGUCGCCGACUCGCCCGGCCAGGUCGUUCAUACCACUGAAACUUGCAAUUGCAUGCUCGAAAUCCUCAGGGUGCACAGGAAAGUGGAAGAGAUGGUGGUUGUGUUCGAUAUGAUGCAAAUGCGAAUAAUCAACCGGAAUUUGAGCACUUACUUGAUUAUCUUUAAGAGUUUGCAUGUAAAAGGUGGCAUUCGGCAAGCGCCAUUUGCGCUUGAAAAGAUGAGAAAAGCUGGUUUUGUUUUGAAUGCGUAUUCAUAUAAUGGCUUGAUAUACCUGCUGCUUCGGUCUGGUUUUUGUAAUGAAGCUUUGGAGGUGUAUCGAAGGAUGGUUUCCGAAGGGCUGAAGCCUAGCAUGAAGACUUAUUCGGCAAUCAUGGUAGCUCUGGGAAAGAGAAGGAACACUGAAAUGGUGAUGAGUCUUUUGAAGGAGAUGGAAAAUUUGGGACUGAAGCCAAACAUAUACACCUUUACUAUAUGCAUCAGAGUAUUGGGAAGGGCUGGUAAAAUAGACGAGGCACGUGAAAUACUGAAGCGAAUGGACAGCGAGGGAUGUGGGCCUGAUGUGGUUACUUACACUGUGCUUAUUGAUGCUCUAUGUAAUGCAGGAAAACUCAAUGAUGCCAAAGAGUUAUUCUUCAAAAUGAAAAAUAGCAGCCAGAAGCCUGAUAGAGUAGCUUAUAUUACUUUGCUAGACAAAUUUAGUGACCGGGGUGACUUAGAAUCAGUGAGGCAAUUCUGGAAUGAAAUGGAAGAUGAUGGUCAUGAUCCUGAUGUUGUUACUUAUACAAUUCUUGUUAAUGCAUUUUGUAAAGCUGGCAAUGUGGAUGAAGCAUUUGCCACUUUGGAUGUCAUGAAGAAGCAAAGAAUCUUGCCUAAUCUGCAUACAUAUAACACAUUGAUAUGUGGCCUCCUCAGUGUAAAUAGACUGAAUGAUGCGUUAGGAAUAUUUGGCAGUAUGGAGUCUUUGGGUGUAAAGCCAACUGCUUAUACAUACAUCCUCUUCAUUGACUACUACGGAAAAGUAGGAGAUUCUAGAAGUGCUCUCGAGACAUUUGAUAAUAUGAAAGAAAGGGGCAUCAUUCCCAAUCUUGUUGCGAUUAAUGUGUCUUUAUAUAGUCUUGCAGAAGUUGGAAAAAUUGGUGAAGCAAAAGAAAUCUUUUAUGGUCUCAGAAAUAGUGGACUUGCCCCAGAUUCUAUAACCUAUAACAUGAUGAUGAAGUGCUAUAUUAAGGCGGGGCAAGUGGAUGAAGCCAUUAAGUUGCUAUCUGAGAUGAUUGAGAGUGGUUGUGACCCAGAUGUGGUCAACAUCAACUGUUUAAUUGAUGCACUUUACAAGGACGGUCGGCGAGACGAGGCAUGGAAAAUGUUUCAUAAGAUAACCGUCAUGAAGCUAGUCCCUACCACUGUGACAUACAACACAUUGCUUGCUGGGUUGGGGAAAGAUGGUCAAGUGCAGAAGGUCCUUAAACUUUUUGAGAGUAUGACCAGGAAGGGGUGCCCACCAAACACAAUAACUUUUAACACACUGUUUGAUUGCCUUUGCAAGAACGAUGAGGUGGAUUUGGCCAUUAAUAUGAUGUACAAAAUGGCAGAGGUGGGAUGUUAUCCUGAUGCUUUGACUUACAACACUAUCAUCUCUGGUUUAAUUAAGAUUAACAGUGUCCAUCGUGCAUUCUGGUUCUUUUUUCAGAUGAAGAAAUCACUCUAUCCUGACCAUGUAACUAUAUGCACCCUCCUUCCUGGCAUUGUGAAAGAUGGUAGGGUUAAGGAUGCUGUUAAGAUUGCUGACAAUUUUGUCAAUCAGGACAUGGUCUGUGUUGAUGGGGCCUUUUGGCAAGAUUUAAUGUCUGGUGUUUUGAGUGAAGCAGGCAUAUCCAAAGCAGUUGUAUUUGCUGAAGAGUUGGUGUGUAACAGGAUAUGCCGAGAUGACUCUGUGUUGAUACCACUGGUCAGAAUGUUAUGUAAGCAUAAGAAAGCCCUUCAUGCAUAUGCCACGUUUGAAAAUUUUACCAAAGACCUGGGGGUUAUUUCAACAGUAGAAACAUAUAAUUCUUUGAUUAAUGGGCUUCUUGACAUCCAUCGGAUGGAAAAGGCAUGGGAUGUUUUCAAUGAUAUGAAGACUGCAGGUUGCGCACCAGAUAUUUUUACAUACAACCUUCUACUCGACAGCCUUGGAAAGUCUCGGAAAUGUAGUGAACUUUUUUUAUUGUAUGAGGAGAUGCACCGGAAGGGCUGCAAGCCUAACACCGUGACUCACAAUAUAAUCAUCUCCAGUCUUGUGAAGUCAAAUGACUUGGAUAGAGCCGUGGAUUUGUACUACCAUCUGGUAAGUGGAGAUUUUAGACCCACUCCUUGUACAUAUGGCCCUCUCAUAGAUGGACUCUUGAAGUCAGGAAGACUGGAGGAAGCGAAGAAGAUCUUUGAAGAGAUGGGGGACUACGGCUGCUGGCCUAAUUGUGCGAUAUACAACAUACUGAUUAACGGGUAUGGGAAGAUGGGAGAUGUGGAGAAUGCAUCUCUUCUAUUUAGAAGUAUGAUCAAGAAGGGAAUAAGACCUGAUUUGCGGUCAUACACCAUUAUUGUGGAUUGCCUCUGUAUGGUGGGCAGAGUGGAUGAUGCUCUGCACUACUUUAAUGAGCUGAAACUAACUGGCCUUGAUCCUGACUUGGUUGCAUAUAAUCUUAUAAUUGAUGGACUUGGCAGAUCGCGUAGAAUAGAUGAAUCUCUCUCUUUGUUUGAAGAGAUGCACAAUAAAGGUAUACGUCCCGACCUCUACACUUACAACUCCUUGAUACUCAAUCUAGGGAUUGCUGGAAUGGUGGAACAAGCUGGGAAAAUGUAUGAUGAAAUACACCUUAAUGGCCUUAAACCAAAUGUCUUCACGUAUAAUGCUCUUAUUCGGGGAUACAGUUUGUCAGGAAAACCGGAUUCUGCAUAUGCAGUCUACAAAAGGAUGAUGGUUGGUGGCUGCAGCCCUAACCCAGGAACAUUUGCACAGCUCCCUAAUUAAUCACUAUUGGCUUUUGACCCUGCUUUAUAAUUUGUUGCUCCUUAUGGUGAUGUCCAUAAUGAAGACAAGUUAGGUUAACGUGAAAAGAUUUGGACCGAUGGACAUGGCUAUUGUUUAUGCUUUCCAUUUUGCACAGGAUGCUUCUCUGAAGUUAGAGUUCGGAUUCUACCACUUUGCAAAACAUUGUUUGGUAUCUCAGGAUGCAUUGAAGCAUUUUGGCAUGCCUCUGGUACGUUUCGGUGUUUGUGUGGGUUGUGAUUAAUCUUUUUUACAUACCCCAGGAUCAACAGCAAUGGAGCUCAGAACAUGGAGAGCAAACUGCUGUUGUUGAUGAUAUCACUGUGGACUUCCUGGAUGGCUAGUUUGUCCAUAAAGCAAAUCAUUUACCAUAGUUCUUGGUGGCUGCAUUUUUUUUUUGGAGCUUCUAUCAGCAUCAAAUGUUUUCCUUCUGUAGCCGUUCUCCAAUUAAAUCACUUGAUUGAUCCCUGCAUCUAGGAAGAGCUUUGGUUAUUAUGUGAUCAAACUCUUCUCUAGAUGGUAUCUAACCUGGUUGACUCUUGAUGAUCUGUUCUUUGGGAUGGCACCUUGUAAUUUACAUUUGUACAGCAAUUACCAAUGUAUCAUAGGAAUUAUUAUUUUCAAAUAGAAAGUAUUUAUCUCCUGCCUUGCUGGGAGGAUAGCUUACAGAGGAAGUGUCUAUAUGGGAUUUACUGAUGAUGGGGGAGAGGAGCGUAACUUUGUUUUUGGUGCAUCUGGUGUUAUUAAUUUCUAUAAUUUUUAGCAAUAAUAAUGAUAAUAAAAUGUAUAUUUCUGACUA